CCACCCUUCCAUUAGUCCACCUUAACCCUAGAUAGCAGAGUUGCGGCCAGAUCGAAAGCGCCGCCACAAAUCAAGUCGUGGAAUACAGGAAUAGCCAUCCAUCUCCCUUCCUCCCCAUCUCCCCCUCGCAUCGCCCCUCUUUCUAUCAUAUUGUUGUUGCUUCUUGGAGACCUUACGAGGAGGCGACCAUGCGCUGAACGGUGCGGCGUCGCAGGUGUACAGGGCGGAGCAUAGAGGACACGGCGGACCAAGGGCUUUCUUUUUUGCCGCAUCGCAUAUUGUUGGUGCAUGGUGACGGGUGAGAUCCCGAUGGGGAUAUUGGCUUGGUUCUGGGCAGAGUCAGGAUGGUGCUGAUUACGGAUCUUGUCCUGGCAAUGGGGCUGCCAGGGCUAUUGGGAUUCGGCUUCGUGCUACCGCCAAGGAUGUUCCUGACAGCAUCGAUGCCAUCCAUCUCACGGACAUCCUCACAGUUUUCAGAAUCCAGACAUCUAUUUCUGAAGUUUGAAAGGAAAAGUAAAUGGAUUUUACUUCAGCAGAUUAGAAGAAAUUUGUAUGUGAACUUCUACUGGCCGUGCACUUUUAUCUUGGAUUUUUUGCCAGGUGCAGUUAAUCGAAUGGGCAUUAUAGUUAUGUUUCCUGCUGAUUACCCGCAAGAUUGACUAGGAAACGGUGUGAGUGGAACUCCAUCUAUAUCUGGGUUGGAUAUGAUGCUACUGAGGACGACACUUCGCAAAGAGGUAAAUAUAAACCAAUCACUAGUGCUUCAUGACAUUUUCAUUGUGUCAAUCUAGUUAAAUAAAGGUAUCUGACAUGUGUUAAUUGGAUUGUUCAUAUCUUUAACAUGGCUACUUAUUUUUUUUAUGUAUUUAGAUCUUUGUGGUAAUGACUUGGUACGUAGCUGGGAUGGGCUAUUUCAGAUGCACGGGAUGGCACAAAUUAACUUGCAUGACUUAACUUUGGUAUGCUACGUACUUAGGUUUUCGAGGAAAUUCCAAGCAGCAUGCGGAUGUGAACUUUAAGGUCUGAUAAAAAUAAUAAACAUUACGCAUUUUCCUUCCAUUUUACAUGUACAUACAUCAUGAAGAGCCUACAAACUGAGUCUU
Molecule: messenger RNA, 1103 nt
Organism: Lolium rigidum
Lineage: Eukaryota; Viridiplantae; Streptophyta; Magnoliopsida; Poales; Poaceae
Exons: 4
Coding region: 345-659 (104 amino acids)
Source: RefSeq, a predicted model, not a curated record